Messenger RNA from Carya illinoinensis, 2411 nucleotides. Its product is annotated as heterogeneous nuclear ribonucleoprotein 1-like. Lineage: Eukaryota; Viridiplantae; Streptophyta; Magnoliopsida; Fagales; Juglandaceae. The transcript has 5 exons. Gene Ontology annotation, molecular function: RNA binding. The record is from RefSeq and is a predicted model, not a curated record. The coding region runs from base 444 to 1862 and encodes 472 amino acids.
GAAGUCACCGUCUUCCCGUCGCUACUACCUUGUAAACUUUGUUACGCGAAAGGAUAGAUAGCCAAACCUCUGUCUCUCUCUUUCUCUCUCCCCUAUAUUUGUAAAUAUAUAUAUAUGAUGCAAAUUCCUUUCCUCAGACUUGCUAUCUUUACAGCUUUGGUUCAUUGCACGUAAUAUAUAUAUAUAAUCAAGAACAACUAAAAAAAGAGAGAAAAGGAGGGCCUCACGCCCUCUUUCUUCUUCUUAUGCCUCUUCUCAGAUCUUAGAUUCUCUCAAACUUCCCAUCUGGGUCGUCUUCAUUGGGUGGUGUCCCGGGUGGUCGAUCGGUGAUUGAUCGGUGUAUGCUCGGAGGGUCCUGGAUUGAAUCCAAGAAAACCAUUUUUUUUUUUUUAAUCUUAGGAUUGGAGCAUCCGAGUUUUCUGUGAAUUCUGCGAGGAGUGGAGAUGGAAAUGGAGCCUGGAAAGCUUUUCAUUGGUGGGAUAUCUUGGGACACAAAUGAAGACCGUCUUAGAGAGUAUUUCCAGUCUUUUGGAGUAGUAGUGGAAGCUGAGAUAAUGAAGGAUCGAGCCACAGGUCGUGCCCGUGGUUUCGGUUUUGUUGUUUUUGCAGACCCUGUUGUUGCAGAAAGAGUUGUUAUGGAAAAGCAUGUGAUAGAUGGCAGAACUGUUGAAGCAAAAAAAGCUGUUCCUAGAGAUGAUCAGAACAUGCUGAGCAGAAACAAUGGCAGCAUGCAUGGGUCUCCCGGUCCUGCCCAUACAAAGAAGAUAUUUGUAGGAGGAUUAGCAUCCACAGUCACGGAGAGCAAUUUUAAGAAGUACUUUGAUCAAUUUGGUACAAUAACAGAUGUGGUGGUGAUGUAUGACCAUAAUACGCAACGGCCAAGAGGAUUUGGGUUCAUUACAUAUGAUUCAGAGGAAGCAGUGGAGAAAGUGUUGUACAAAACCUUUCAUGAACUCAAUGGCAAACUGGUUGAAGUUAAAAGGGCUGUCCCCAAAGAACUAUCUCCAGGGCCAAGUCGGGGUCAAAUGGGUGGAUAUAACUAUGGUCUGAGUAGAGUUAGAAGUUUACUUAAUGGCUACGCUCAAGGAUACAAUCCAAGCUCAGUCGGGGGCUAUGGAAAUAGAGUGGAUGGUAGAUUUAGUCCAGUUACUGCUGGUCGUAGUGGAUCUCCUUCAUUCAGUCCUGGAUAUGGGCCAGGAUUGAAUAUUGAACCCGGAUUGAGUCCAAGCUAUGGGGGAAAUGCAAACCUUAGUUCUAACCUUGGUUUUGGACGGGUAUUGAACCCUUUAUAUAGUGGGAAUUCAAAUAGGAAUGUUAACCCUGUUGGAUAUGGUGUGGGAAAUGGGAGGAAUAGUUCAGUCUUAAGUUCAGCAAGCCGUAAUCUGCUGGGGAAUGGGAGUAUUAAUUAUGCUACUAACUCUGCCAACUCCACUGCUCUGCUGGGCCUCAGAAAUGGAAGUUCAGGAAUAGCUUCUUUUGGCAAGAUUGGAGCACUUUGGAGUUCCUCUCCUAACUCAGGUCAAGGGGGAGGUGCUGGUACCACCUACAGCAGUGACUAUCUUAGUUAUGGCAGUGGAGAAGUCAACUUUGGUUCAGGAGGGAUGGGUUAUGGAAGAAGCAGUGGAACUGGUGUUUCACUGGUGUCAUCAUAUGCUGCAUCAAAUAGUGGUUACAGUGGAUCCUAUGGUUUGUUCUAUGGGGACCCAACUUGGCAAUCUUCACCUCCAGAGCCAGAGGGGUCUGGCUCAUUUGGUUAUGGGCUUGGAAAUGCAGCUUCUGAUGUUUUAAGUAAAAACUCUGAUGAUUAUGUGGGUCUUUAUAGUGUUACCAAUAGACAAUCAUACAAAGGAAUUGCUGUGUAGAAUGACCAUGAUAGGGUCACCAGGAAAAUUUUAUAGGUAACUGAUAAUUGGCAAAGAAGAUCGAGUACUCUUGAUCCUCGUACAAUUUCAUCGGUCAGAGGCUUCAGUUCACAAAACAUGAGUAGAGCCAAUGGUUUCACCAUUUUCGAAGUACUUUCUAGAGGACGGUUACAAGGCAUUUCUUAUAAGGUCUGUGCUUGAGUUUAGUAGAGGUUUCUUCCUUGGAAUUUGAUUGAGAUUUAUUAUCAGGUUGCUGAGGUAUACCUACACAGAUUUAUUGUAUCUUGCUUGUCUGGCUACAAUGCGAUACAGAAACGUGCGAGUCUCUUUCUUCAUCGAAUUUUUUUCUUUUCAUAUCAAGCAAAGUUCCUGGAGGUUGUGUGUUUUGGCUGAUUGUACUUAAUGCCUGGUUGAUUAACUAGUUACUAGAGUGAUACUCUGAAGGAUUGCCUUUAUGGGUCAGAAAAUAAUUUACAGCAUGGUGAGUCAUCCCCUGCAAAUGCUUCCUUGGCAAUUACUUCAUUUAAGGAUAUGGAUGCUGUUCAUCUU